UUCACUACCGGGCCAAGUUGUUUACCGGGCCAAAUUGUUUUAGUCUUGAUCUCCUUUAGAUUACGUCUAUAGGAGGAUUAUGUGUGUGUGUAUGGGAUUAUUCACGAGGACAGUGGAAAUUUACUUUAGGCUCUGCCUCCAGCGAUGAGUUUUUACAUUUUAAACCUGUGCUUUCACGACACAACAUUAUUCUAUAUCGAUAGUUCUGUUUGGAAUCCGGAGUGGCCACCGUUUCACACCUGCGCCCCUCUCUUGUCAACUCAGGUAGGAUUGGAUUUGAGCACAACCUCAUCCCUCAACUUCAAGAAGAAUGGCUCUCGAACUCGUCAAAAUCGGAAUAUCGUUGAAAAUGCUACCAAAUAACAGUGCCGUGUUCUUCAAAUCGGACGGAGCGAGAUUUGGCCAAACCAGGACGAUUAAAUUGCUAACCGGGUCCAAGUACAACAUUGAAGUGGUUGUCAAACCUGGGGAUGUGGAGGCAACCACCAUGAGUGUAGGUGGAGUCCAAUUCCCCUUGGAGCAACGGUCUAGAGACCCCCAGUGUGUGGUCUACACUGGCGUCUACGACACAGAGGGCGUGACACACACCAAGAGCGGAGACAGACAAGCUGUACAGAUCAGCAUACAGUUCCCAGAGGUGGGCUCUUUUGAAGUGGUGUGGCAGGUGAAGUACUACAACUACAACAAGAGGGACCACUGCCAGGGAGGCAACAGUUUCAACAGCAUCGAGUACGAGUGCAAGCCCAACGAUACGCGCAGCCUGAUGUGGGUCAACAAGGAGCUGUUUGUCUGAUGGUACCAACCAAAGCCUACACAGGCAGCAUCAGGGUUGUGUUCAUUAGGCACAAAAAAAAAACGGAAGAUAACAGUGAAACUGUUACUACCUGUAAUUAGCCAACAGAAAUGCCUGUUUUUUUUUUAUUUCCGUUGCAAAAUGUUUUCCUACGGUGUGCCCUAACGAACACGACCCAGAUGAACAUGAAAUGAGAGCUGAAUGACGAUCAGCUGCUGGGUAGUGAUAGACAGUGUGUAUCAGAUCCAGAGUGGAACCCCUCAUAGCAUGACAAUGUUGCUGUUAAAUAACUAAAGAUGUUUCAUUUGCUGUAUGUUGGCGUGUGUUAUAGCUAUACGUAUUAAUGUUAGGUGUGUGUGUGUGUGUGUGUGUGUGUGUGUGUAGUAUCUAUGCAUAUAUAAGAAUGCUGUAUGUUAAUAUGUACUCUGUAUGUGAAUGUUUACAGUUAGAAGAUUUUACAAAAUAUUUGGACUAAUCCAUACAUUUAUCUUGUUUUAUAGUUAUGCUGAUUUUGACUAAUCAGAAUGUCAUAUUUCUGACCAAUCAGAAUGUCAUAUUUCUGACCAAUCAGAAUGUCAUAUUUCUGCUGCUCCUUCUGCUCAUGUUUCUUAUUUCAUUCUUAAAAUAUUUUAGAGAAGUAAAUAUGCUAAAGUGUUAUUAUUAGUUGGGGAAAACUGUCAUUUACUGUGAGAUGUGUAGUGAAAAAGCAGCAACAUGUAAAUGAUCAGAGCAUUGUGAAGUGUACUUAUGAACUUUAAAACAUUGCGAUUACUGGAUGUGUUUAAAAAAAACAAUGUUUAUGGAUGUGUUUUAAAAAAACGUUUAUGGUAGAUUUAACCAUUUUGUGAAGGUAUUUGAAUAGUAAAUAUGUUUGGGAUGACCAA
Molecule: messenger RNA, 1677 nt
Organism: Oncorhynchus keta (chum salmon)
Lineage: Eukaryota; Metazoa; Chordata; Actinopteri; Salmoniformes; Salmonidae
Product: CB1 cannabinoid receptor-interacting protein 1-like
Exons: 3
Coding region: 311-793 (160 amino acids)
Biological process (GO): negative regulation of signaling receptor activity
Cellular component (GO): plasma membrane
Molecular function (GO): type 1 cannabinoid receptor binding
Source: RefSeq, a predicted model, not a curated record